This is a messenger RNA of Paramecium pentaurelia, 218 nucleotides long. Lineage: Eukaryota; Ciliophora; Oligohymenophorea; Peniculida; Parameciidae. The record is from the annotation of a GenBank genome assembly.
AUGUAUGAUCUAGCAUACCCUAAGACUCAUGAAAUCAAAGUAAUAUUUAAAUAUAAUUUAUUUAUUAGAUGAUAAGAGCAUAAGAAUGUUGUUGUUAUUAAUUUUACUUUUUGAAAUGGAUAAAAAAGCAAUUUAAUGGAUGGAAUAAAAACUUGAUUAUUUAGGUUGCUACAUAAAAUAUCCAAUUUAAAUGUUUAACUACUUCAAUUCCUAUUUGA